GUCACCAACAGUUCCAACUCGACUGACAAGCACCGCACGGGGGCUUAUCUGGAUAUUGCAGCGAGUGAUCCAAUCACUGCUCAUAAUCUGGAAGGGGUGUGUCCUUCCAGGCGUAGGGAUAGGUCCUGCCUGCGGUACUUCAUACGCUUGGAGCCCCUUGAGCAGGUGCCAAGGCGAUCGUGUUUGGGUCGUCCUAAAAGUGUUUCAGCUGUAUCGUGGCAGCUGUGGACAGCUGGUCGCUUGACAGAACGCCUCGGCAACCAGGCGGAUGGCUCGAGGUGACCCAGAAUAGCCGAGAUUGCCUCAAGUAGGCCAUGUUGCCUGGUUCCGAGACAUCAGCAUCAGCAGCAGUAUCGGCAGCUCAAUCCUCUCAUUCGCCUUUCAAUAUGCCAUCCCCUCUCUCCGACUUUGACAUGUCGCCUGUCCCUUCUCCCCGUGUGCGUUCGCGCGCCGGGGUUCAUACUCGUUCACAUUCCUGGUGCGCGCCCAGUCCGGAAUCACCGAAUGAUCCCACUUCAUCCAAUGCUCGACACCCAACGUCCUUGUCUUCCGAGAUGACCUGCAAGGAGUUUAGCGAGACUUUCAAAGCCACUGAGACGCCCGUCCAGCGUGUCAGCAAGCGGCGCCCUACCACGCGAGGCAAGAAACGCGGUGUAGAUGGAUCCACCCAUUCAUCCCCUUCUAGACCCAGUCAAAGUACUCGAUCCCGGUCGAGGUCGUAUUCAAAGUCCAUCUCACCCAAACAGAGUCUCGAUUCAGUGCAUCGACGCGAGCCAAUAGGAGACACCUCAAUAUCCUUUGACUCGGAUCAUCUUGUUACGCCCGCUCCUCAGGCAUCAGAACAUCGUCGGCGUAUAGCUCCACUUCGAUCUUCGCGGUCCAGCCUCUUCGCCACUGGCUCGACCCCUCAUCCCAUCUCGAUCCCAAUCUAUGCCUACCGAGACAAGGCACCUUCGAGAGAUUCUAGUCCAGUCCCCGCUCCACGAAACGAUUCGAGUCCGUUGAAGAAGCCAAGAACUUCGCUCGGUGGAGAAAUCAUCAAUUUCCAUUAUUCGAGCGAUUCAGAUUCGGAGAACGAGACGCCAUCGCCGCCCUUGCGAACAAGGGCGCGGUUCAACUCGCUCCUAGGCCCAUCGCCCUUGCACAAAUCGUUCUCCUCUUCCAUGUCCCCUCCCAGUCCAUCCGGAUCUCUCCCAAAAUCAGUUUCCGCCUCAAUCCUGCCAAUCCGUGCAACCCGUACGCCUAGCGGAACUCAAUCCCAGCUCGGUCUCCCUUUCCGAUCAGAACGUUCCCUAAGUUCACCAUCUCUCGGGCUGUCAACGGGUAAUUUCUCCCCAAAUAGUGAUCUGUUGAGUCCCCUGAGGGCUAGAACGAAAAUCCUCAGCGAAGUCGAGGGUCUGGAGACCGAGCUGAACAAAGUCUUUGCUCUGGUGCACGGGAAAGGUCUGGGACUGGGUGCUGGGGGUAGAGGUAGGAGAAUAGGAAGUGGAUUGAGGCAGAGCAAAGGUGUAGACGAUGCCGAGGAAGUCAGGGUCGAAGACGAGUCACCCCUUCCUCGAAGAGCUACCAACAGGGAGCCAAGGACUCGAGAAGAUCAUAUGGAGGUGGACACUACUGAGUCUUGACUGUGGCUUGAGCACUGUGUAACUCCUCUUGGCCACUAAUACAUCCAUCGCGACGAUUCUUGUAACGACAUUUUCGCUCUUCCCUUUGCGCUCUCCCCGCUUGGCUCAGACACAUACCCUCUUUAUUCGCAACCUUAGACUCUGUUCUCAUCUUAUACCGCAUUGGCACUUCAUUCGCAACCGUCUAGCCGACAAAAGCACUCCGCUUUCACGAUGAUGAUCCGUCCCAUAAACGCCAUGUCCUCAUACCAGUGUCUCCCAAAUUGUCACGUCAUUUCAUUCACAUCAUCCGAUU
Messenger RNA from Kockovaella imperatae, 1920 nucleotides. RefSeq lists its product as hypothetical. Bases 315 to 1625 code for a protein of 436 amino acids. The transcript has 3 exons. NCBI's taxonomy places the organism in Eukaryota, Fungi, Basidiomycota, Tremellomycetes, Tremellales, Cuniculitremaceae. The record is from RefSeq and is a predicted model, not a curated record.